Molecule: messenger RNA, 3126 nt
Organism: Brassica oleracea var. oleracea
Lineage: Eukaryota; Viridiplantae; Streptophyta; Magnoliopsida; Brassicales; Brassicaceae
Product: histidine kinase CKI1-like
Exons: 7
Coding region: 1-3093 (1030 amino acids)
Biological process (GO): phosphorylation; phosphorelay signal transduction system
Cellular component (GO): nucleus
Molecular function (GO): phosphorelay sensor kinase activity
Source: RefSeq, a predicted model, not a curated record
AUGGUGAACGUUAGAAAGUUUGUGACUUCUCGUCCAAUAUUUGUCUUCUUCCUCUUGGCAUUUCUGGUGAUUGUUUUCGGGUGCAUACCGGUCACGAUUUGGCUCAGAACAACUAAGAACGUAACAGACGGCAUUGUUUUUUGCACUGAAGGCCUCCGGUCAAGUCUAGUUUCUGAUAUUGAAAAUAUCGGAAAAUUUACCUACCAGAAGACCAGUUCAUCUACUACCGGUUUAGCCAACAUUAUAGAUUCUUAUCUCACAAACAAUGAUACUCAUUUCAAAAAGAUUCAAACACAGGUCGCACCGGUGUUGUUUAAAGCUUAUUUAACGAUCCCUCAAGUCUCACAAGUUUCGUACAUUAGCACGGAUGGUCUCUUGUUUUCUUACAAAACAGAACUGAACGCAAGUGUCGCUGUCUUUGCCAAUUCUUCAAGUGGUAAAGGAGACUACACUUGGUACACUCAAACAGUCGAUCAGAUAACCGGUCGUCUUACCGGAAAUGCAACGAAAUCUAAGCCUGUGGAUGUAACCCAUAAAGACUGGUUCCAAGCAGCGCAGAGAAACCACACUACCGCCUUUGUGGGACCUGGUUUGGGAGGAGAAGUUAAUGAGGCUAUGUUUCAGAGCGUCGUUAGCUUGUACAGCAAGAAAGGAGCUGUUUCAUUAGGGUUUCCGGUUAAAACGUUAAUCGAUUCUUUGAACCGUUUGGAUCUAAAGGGUGGAGAGCUUUACUUGUGGACCAAGGAAGGGACAUUGAUUGUUCCUGGAAGAUCACUAAAAGCUACUUUCUUCAUCUCCAAUGGCUCCAUUUGCUUUGGUAGAGAAUCGUCUCAUUGCAUCCCCGGAAAUUGUAGUUCUCGUGGUUACCAGGUGGAGAUCGGAAGAUCGAAAUUCCAAGCUUUUUGCUCUGUUCUUGAAGUUUCCGGAGUGCCUCUGAGAUACACAUUCAUGUUUCCCAACAAAGAAAGGGGACCAAGCAUCGGGAGCGCAUCGCUAUAUCUUCUUGUUGCAACAAUGUUUUUGGGCUUGUGCUGGCCUCUAGGGUUUGUGGCGUGUAUGGUGAACGCAGCAGGAAGAGAGAUGCAUAUGCGUGCAACAUUGAUCAACCAAAUGGAAGCAACACAACAGGCCGAGAGAAAAAGCAUGAAGAAGAGUCAAGCCUUUGCAAGAGCUAGCCACGAUAUAAGAGGUUCCCUUGCCGGGAUUACUGGUCUGAUUGAUCUAUGUCAUGACUCUGAAGAAGUUAGACAUGGGUCUAACCUAGAGUCUCGUCUUAAGCUAGUGAAUGGCUGCACCAAGGAUCUGCUUGAUUUGCUCAACUCUGUUUUGGACACGAGCAAAAUCGAAAGCGGGAAGAUGCAGUUAAAGGAAGAAGAGUUCAACCUAGCAAAACUUGUGGAAGACGUCAUCGAUUUUUUUCAUCCCGUGGCGAUGAAGAAAGGGGUUGAUGUGGUUUUGGAUAUGCACGAUGGCUCGGUUUUCAAAUGCUCUAACGUGCGAGGAGAUGGUGGAAAACUGAAGCAAAUCCUCAACAAUCUUGUCAGCAAUGCGGUCAAGUUCACGGUCCAGGGACACAUUUCGAUCCGAGCUUGGGCUCAGAGGACCAGUUCCAAUGCGGUCCUUGCAUCAGACAAUGAAGGAGGUUUAUCAAAGUUUUCAAAGAAGAGUAAAGACCAGGGUUCAAUGUCGAAUUCAGUUAGAAACAAUGGGAACAUGAUGGAGUUUGUGUUUGAAGUGGAUGACACAGGGAAAGGGAUACCAAUGGAGAUGCGUAAAUCAGUGUUUGAAAACUAUGUUCAGGUAAGAGAAACAGAUCAAGGACAACAAGGAACUGGAUUAGGACUUGGGAUUGUGCAGUCUCUGGUAAGGUUAAUGGGAGGGGAGAUAAGAAUCAUUGACAAGGCCAUGGGAGAGAAGGGAACAUGUUUUGAGUUCAACGUUUUAUUGUCAGCAGCAUCAGAGUCUCAAGUGAGUAGACAGGACACGGAAGAAGGAGAUCACAUGCAUGGGGCUAUUAAAACUUCAUCGGGAGGUAGCAUGAGCAUACGGAGCAUGAGCCCUAGGUUACACAACUGGCUCAGCUCGAGUCCAAAGCAAGAAAGGUCUCGAGUGCUUCUUCUGAUGAAAGAUGGAGAACGUAGAAGGGUUACAGAGAAAUACAUAAAGAGCCUUGGAAUAAAAGUCACAGUGGUGAAAAAAUGGGAGCAUCUGAAUCAUGUUCUGGAGAGGCUUAUUGGGGUUUCACGUCAGGGUUCCAUGGGAAGAAACGAAUCAUUAAGCUCGAGCUCAAGGGAGUUGCCUUUGAUUGGCAUGGAUGGGAUUGAUUCAAGAAGCCAGACUCCUAAAAGAACAAGGCAUGGUUUCUCUCCAGCUCUCCUUGUGGUGAUUGAUGCGGAAACCAGAUCAUUUCCUGAGCUGUAUGACAUUGUUGAACAGUUUCGCAGAGGCUUGCACCAUGGUGUUUCCUGUAAAGUUGUUUGGCUUAAUGAUAGGGGAGAUGGAAGUUUGAGAGGGGACAUUAGCUGUUCUAAACCGUUUCAUGGAUCAUGUCUCAACAAAGUGCUGAAGAUGUUGCCUGAAUUUGGAGGAACCGAGCCAAAAGAAGACAAACAAGGAGCUCUCAAGCCUAGUGAAGAUGAGUUAUUGAGUGGAAAGAGGGUUAUGGUGGUGGAUGAUAAUCAUACAACAUCUUUAUAUGCAACAAUAAAGCUGAAAAAGAUGGGAGCCUCUGAGAUCAAACAAUGCUACAAUGGAAAAGAAGCUGUGAGAUUAGUCAGUGAAUGGCUUACACAACGAGAACAUGAGGAAGGAGGUUCAUCAGAAAUGCUUCUUCCCUUUGACUACAUAUUCAUGGACUGCCAGAUGCCAGAAAUGGAUGGAUAUGAAGCAACUAGAGAGAUUAGAAAAAUGGAGGAAAAAUAUGGUGCUGGUUUGCAUAUUCCAAUUAUAGCUGUAUCUGGUCAUGAUCAUGGUUCAACAGAAGCAAUAAAAACCAUAGAAGCUGGAAUGGACGCCUUCUUGGAGAAAAACUUGAAUCAUGACCAGCUUGCAAAGGUCAUCAGAGAAAUCACAAGCAAGGUUCAGAAUCCAUAAUAAGCCGGAUUUUGAUGGAAGAGGGGAGCUAUG